UUUCGGAGGGGGAGCAUUUACUGUGGGAGGGGUGUUAAAAGUCAUUUUCCCUUUUGGGUGGCAGAAAAUGGAAGUUGAGAUGCGAACUUGCGUGACGCCGUUAUCCGUACGAGAAUCAGAGGCCCUGUUCUCCAGCCAAUAAUAUAAGCCCACGUGUCCACUCACAGUCGCCACUUCCUCAUUUCUCCGACGCCGGCCCGACCAUGGUCACGGAGGCGGAGGGGUUGAAGAAGGGAGAGAAGGUGGAGGUGAGCAGCGAAGAAGAAGGACUGCGAGGAUCGUGGUACACGGCGACCGUGCUUCGGCCGGUUACGAAGAAGACGAAGAAAAUCUACGUGGAGUAUCAUACGCUGAUGUCGGAGGAGGACGACUCUAAGCCGCUGAGAGAGUCGGUGGACGCGAUUCUAGUGCGGCCGUACCCGCCGCGGGAGGUGGGCCGGCGCUUCAAGCUCAUGGAGGAAGUGGACGCCUUCUACAGCGACGGGUGGUGGGAGGGAGUGGUGACGCAGGUUCUGGAGAAUUCGAGGUACUCAGUGUUCUUCAGGACUUCGAGGGAGCAGAUCGACUUUCACCAGGUGGAUCUGCGGCUGCAUCGAGAGUGGGUGAGGGGAAAUUGGGUGCCACCGCUGGAGGAAUCUCAGUCGUGAAGAUUUCAUGCAGCAGACUAUGUUCUCAGUGGAAGCUCUUCUCAUCCUUCUUUGUUGCGAUGGAUAAAGCUGCCAUUUUUGCUGCGGAUAGUUUUUCAUGGAGGGAGGACUUCUGCCGCAACAUUACAUGUUUCUUUAACAGCUCUAACUUGAUCUCUGUGAGGACCUACUUUGGUAGGUUUUACCUUAGUGUGGUUACUUUUCAAGUUCAUGAAGCAAAAGAUGUGGAAAACCUGGUGUAUUGCCCCUCAAAAUCUUGAUUUAGUUUCUAGUUCUCAGCCUUUUAUGUACUUCCUGUAAAAGAGUAAGCAUCUUUGAUUGGGUAUAUACUUGGUAUCCACCCAUAUCAGUAUUUCGAUUCCGAUGUGGUACUAAAUUUUGUUUUUUGGAAAAUGCGAAGUUGUUUGCGCACUGCUUGAA
Molecule: messenger RNA, 1067 nt
Organism: Vitis riparia (riverbank grape)
Lineage: Eukaryota; Viridiplantae; Streptophyta; Magnoliopsida; Vitales; Vitaceae
Product: protein AGENET DOMAIN (AGD)-CONTAINING P1-like
Exons: 3
Coding region: 204-647 (147 amino acids)
Source: RefSeq, a predicted model, not a curated record